AUGAAGGUGAGAAUUCCCAAAUUGCAUGGACCGCAUGGUGAUCACUGUGGCUCACAGAGUCCAAUUGUGAAGCAUGAUGAUAUGAUCAUGUACCUGUCUUUGGUGGUGGCAGUGGCAGUGGAUAGUGUUGGCGUUGGUUACAGUGAUGAUGAAGGUGGUCAAUCCUGUCAUAGCUCAAAUGGCUUGGUGAUAUUUGCAUAAUCAGCAAAGACAUCGCUGGCUCUUAUUUUGUCUCUCAUGUUUUACAAAAAUGACAAAAUACCAAUGAACUUAUGUUCUUUCAUACUGUUCUUUUUUUAUUUUUUAUUUUUUGUUUUAUUUGCAGAAGAACAUGUAGGAAGUAAGCUAAAACCACAAGAUUAAUGUUUAUAAACUGCUUGUCACGGAUACAAGCGUGAGAUUAAUGUGCAUGUUUCAAGACAAGAAUGUUAGUUGAUGAUGAAUUAGUUAGUGUUUCGGACAGCUAAUGCACACUUGAUGGAUAAACCUGCAUAAUAAAAUGCUUUUAUUUGGAUGCAGUUACCUCCAAUAGCACAUGUCCAAGCUGGGUUCAACUACAAUUGCGAAAGAGGACAUGCUAAAAGAGUCUGGGUCUUUCAAAUUCGAGAGGGUCAAGUCUGUGGUGGAAGUAUUGGACAAAUAAGCAAUUCAUACCAUCUCUCUCUCUCUCUCUCUC
Molecule: messenger RNA, 676 nt
Organism: Ilex paraguariensis (yerba mate)
Lineage: Eukaryota; Viridiplantae; Streptophyta; Magnoliopsida; Aquifoliales; Aquifoliaceae
Source: the annotation of a GenBank genome assembly